AAGCUAAUCGCAGUCAUGUCGAACGAGACUAAUGCAACGGACGAUUUUCUCGAUUACGACAUCAACGAGUCGUUCAGCCACUUCGACUGGGCGGAAUUGGGUCCUGUAGUUGUCGUCUACUCCCUCACGUUUUUCCUGGGAUUAAUCGGAAACGUCGUCAUCAUCGGUUCGACUUUGUGCCCGAGACUGAGACCUUUACCAGCGACACCGACCAACGUCUUUCUGGGUGGUUUGGCAACGGCUGAUCUCUUACUCAUAAUCUUCUGCAUUCCCGUAAAAGUGGCCAAGUUGUUCUCCUACACGUGGACUAUGGGCCUGUUCCUGUGCAAGUCGGUGCAUUAUAUGCAGAGCGUCUCGGCUAUUUGCUCGGUCGUCACUUUAACCGCAAUGUCGAUCGAAAGGUAUUACGCGAUAGUUCACCCGAUGAGGGCGCAGUACACGUGCACGAUCAGUCAAGCGCGGAAAAUAGUGAUCAUCACUUGGGUCGCGUCCUUUCUCCUUGGCAUCCCGAUGAUUUUCACUCAGGCUCACAAAGAGGUCGGAAUGAGGGUGAUCGCCUACUGGUGCGUGCGCGAUUCGGAGAUCGGUCUUUUAUGGCGUGCACACGAGGUUUAUAUGCUGGUCCUGGUCCUGGUGUUACCCUUAACAGUGAUGGCGUUCUGUUACACGGCCAUUUGCUGGGAGAUUUGGCGAGUCAUGAAACGUCGAUACCAUAUGACAUCGCAUCGCGUACUGACGCCGACGAACGUCGAUACGGAAUCGAUACCGAUGACACAGAGGCAGAGCGUACGAAACAGCCGUCGUUCUCAUCGAGAGGACGGGCAAACGGAAGAGGAGUCUCGUACGAUGAAACAGGUGGUGAAGAUGUUGGUAGCCGUGGUGGUUCUAUUCGCCAUUUGCUGGGGUCCGAUCCUCGUGGACAACAUGCUCACCGCGUACGGAUUCCUGCCACGCGUAAAGGUCGGCACGUACAAACACCUUAAUACCGCGUUUCAGCUGAUGGCUUACUUUAACAGCUGCAUAAACCCGAUCGUCUACGGAUUUAUGUCGAAGCACUUCAGGGAGAGUUUUCUGUCAGCUGCCUGCGGCGGCUGGUGGAUCUGUUGCCCGCGAAAGGGUUACAGGGCGCCGGUGAAGAGGCACCCAAGCCUCAGCCAGACGAGAACGACAAGUGUCAGGAUGCAAAUGGGUUAA
Molecule: messenger RNA, 1194 nt
Organism: Habropoda laboriosa
Lineage: Eukaryota; Metazoa; Arthropoda; Insecta; Hymenoptera; Apidae
Product: pyroglutamylated RFamide peptide receptor-like
Exons: 9
Coding region: 16-1194 (392 amino acids)
Biological process (GO): G protein-coupled receptor signaling pathway
Cellular component (GO): membrane
Molecular function (GO): peptide binding; neuropeptide Y receptor activity
Source: RefSeq, a predicted model, not a curated record